GUGUAAAAACACGCAGACUCCUCAGGAAGCAAAGUGCAGGACUUCCGGUCGGCGGUAAAGCGUGUGCUGCUGUGAAGUGCAACGUUAUUGUGACGAAAGGAUAUCAAACGUAUACCUUAAAACGCACAGUGCUUAUUUAAUUUGAGCUAAAAUGAGUUUACCUCUGAACCCGAAGCCCUUCCUGAACGGCCUGACUGGAAAACCAGUGAUGGUGAAGCUGAAGUGGGGCAUGGAAUAUAAGGGCUACCUCGUGUCUGUGGACGGGUACAUGAAUAUGCAGCUGGCAAACACAGAAGAGUAUGUGGAUGGAGCGUUGGCCGGACAUCUCGGUGAGGUUCUCAUCAGGUGCAAUAAUGUUUUGUACAUCAGAGGUGUAGAAGAGGAGGAAGAGGACGGCGAGAUGCGAGAGUGAUGCUGGGCUGAUGUGUGUUUGUGUUUUCACCGUGUGAAACAAAUGAGGGUUGGGGUUAUUUUUCAAGCAGCUUUGAAUCUUUUUUUUUUUUUUCCUACUGUAUGUGAGACCAGUUUUAUGUUGUGAUACAGACACAAUAAAGUGAUUAUUGUACCCUUUGUUAAAAAA
Messenger RNA from Oreochromis aureus, 580 nucleotides. It is a transcript of the gene snrpf, whose product is annotated as small nuclear ribonucleoprotein polypeptide F. NCBI's taxonomy places the organism in Eukaryota, Metazoa, Chordata, Actinopteri, Cichliformes, Cichlidae. Gene Ontology annotation, molecular function: RNA binding. Gene Ontology annotation, biological process: mRNA splicing, via spliceosome; spliceosomal snRNP assembly. Gene Ontology annotation, cellular component: U1 snRNP; catalytic step 2 spliceosome. The transcript has 4 exons. The record is from RefSeq and is a predicted model, not a curated record. The coding region runs from base 152 to 412 and encodes 86 amino acids.